AUGUCUGGUCGUGGCAAGGGUGGCAAGGGUCUGGGAAAAGGCGGAGCAAAACGUCACCGUAAAGUGCUUCGUGACAACAUCCAGGGUAUCACCAAACCGGCAAUUCGGAGACUGGCGAGACGAGGCGGAGUAAAAAGAAUUAGCGGGCUGAUAUAUGAAGAGACGAGAGGGGUACUCAAGAUUUUCUUGGAAAAUGUGAUUCGCGAUGCAGUGACUUAUACUGAGCACGCUAGAAGGAAGACGGUGACUGCUAUGGAUGUUGUUUAUGCUUUGAAGAGACAAGGACGAACUUUGUACGGUUUUGGUGGUUGA
Fraxinus pennsylvanica is the source of this 312-nucleotide messenger RNA. The record is from the annotation of a GenBank genome assembly. NCBI's taxonomy places the organism in Eukaryota, Viridiplantae, Streptophyta, Magnoliopsida, Lamiales, Oleaceae.